Musa acuminata AAA Group (dessert banana) is the source of this 2160-nucleotide messenger RNA. RefSeq names its product APETALA2-like protein 1. The transcript has 9 exons. The record is from RefSeq and is a predicted model, not a curated record. The coding region runs from base 500 to 1912 and encodes 470 amino acids. Gene Ontology annotation, molecular function: DNA binding; DNA-binding transcription factor activity. Gene Ontology annotation, biological process: regulation of DNA-templated transcription. Lineage: Eukaryota; Viridiplantae; Streptophyta; Magnoliopsida; Zingiberales; Musaceae.
CUCCACGUCUCAUCUCCUCACCCUUCGCCGCCGGCGCCGACGACAGCCGGAAAUCCGUACGCCACCGCCGUUCUUCCAGGCCGAUCGGGUCUUUUCGGUUUGUUGCUUCUUGUUGUUGUUCUCGUCUUCGUGGGUUUCCGUUCUUUUGAUCUCCCUUGUUGAACUCCCGAUCGGAUCUGAUAAUCGAGGAUCUUAUCGUCUUCCUUUUCUUCGGAUUUCGAUCUUAUAAAGGAGGAAUCGGGCUAGAUAGAGUGAAGUUGUCGAGGUAAAUGCUUCGGGAAAUCCAUCGCGGUUGCUGCAACCGUCGAGGCCUGGAGACAGAUGUUCCGUGACAACGAUUCCGCCUUGUCCUGCUUCUACCUCUACUUGCUGUGGCUCUUCUUCCGGAGAUAAGUAGUAGCUCGAUUCCCAAGUGUGGGAGAGUCGUUGGAGAUCGAGCGUCGAUUAAAUCGGACAAAAAAGCUUUGGCUUUUACUGUAUCCAUCGGAGAGGAGGAAGGAUGUUGGACCUCAACGUGGCAUCCUCGGCCGAGUCGACGGCUGUCGCCGAGAAGGCUAUUGGCGAGUAUACCGGUGUCGUUGGCUCGGAGACGUCUGAGUCGUCUGUCCUCAACGUGGAGACCUCCACGAGUGCGGCGGCCGAUGAGGACUCGUGUUCCACACUGCCGGUCACCGCUCCCGCCUUCGAGUUCGGCAUAUUGAAGAGAUCUGCGUCAGCCGAGGGCGAGAAUGAUGUGGAUGAAGAGAUCGAGGAGGACGGGAAUGAUGUCUCGCAAGAGUCCGGGUUAAUUACCCGGCAGCUGUUUCCGCCCCAGCCGGUGCCACAACCAUUCGUGGCGGCUUCCUCUUUGCCGUCCUCAUCGAGAUCACAGUGGACGGAUUUUAGCUUCCGCCAGGCCGAUAUUUCAUCGAGUGGGAGAGUUCUCCAUCCUCAACAGCAGCAGCAGCAGCAGCAACAACAGCCGCAGCCACAGCAACAGCAGGCGAAGAAGAGUAGAAGGGGGCCUCGAUCCCGCAGCUCCCAGUACAGGGGAGUCACGUUCUACCGGAGGACAGGAAGAUGGGAAUCCCACAUCUGGGACUGUGGGAAGCAGGUCUAUUUGGGAGGCUUUGACACUGCUCAUGCUGCCGCAAGAGCAUACGAUCGAGCCGCAAUAAAGUUCAGGGGAGUUGAUGCUGACAUCAAUUUCAAUCUUAGCGACUACGAGGAAGAUCUGAAACAGAUGAGCAAUUUGACGAAAGAAGAAUUUGUGCACAUACUUCGCCGACAAAGCACUGGAUUUUCAAGGGGUAGCUCCAAAUAUAGAGGGGUGACCCUUCACAAGUGUGGUCGCUGGGAAGCUCGCAUGGGGCAGUUGCUUGGCAAGAAAGCUUACGACAAGGCAGCUAUAAAAUGCAAUGGGAGGGAGGCUGUCACCAAUUUUGACCCGAGUACCUACGAGGGACAGCUAUUUACUGGUGCUGAUUCUGAAGGGCACAAUGUAGAUUUGAACUUGAGGAUUUGUCAACCUGUUGUACAUAGCCCAAAGAAGGAUCAAAAUCUGCCAGGCAUCUUGUUCCCCUUUGGCUCAUUUGAAUCUUCUGCCCUAGUAAAGGUUAACAACCCCCCUCCGCAACCAAUUCUUGUUCGUCAUGACAUUGAUAUGCCCAAUGAGAGUUCUCAUGCGUGGACUACUCGAAGACUGUCUUUCUAUUCCACCAAUGAGGAAAGAGCCAGAGAAAAGAAGCCCAUGAUGGGAGUGCAAGCUCUCCCAAGCUGGACAUGGCAGAUGCAUUGCCCAACUCCUUUGCCGCUGUUCUCUUCUGCAGCAUCAUCAGGAUUCUCGACUGCCAGCACCACUACAGCUGCCAUUCCUCCCCUGAAGCCUCAUUCCUCAUGGCCAUCUCCAUUUCCACCCACCAGCCAUAUCUAGUUGCUACUCCAAAAGCUAAAGAUGAUCUUUCUAACGGCCGUGUUGCAGCUUUUGCAUCUAUGUAUUUAAUAUAGGUGUUAGGCUCUUCUUGGGUUUUGAUUUGGAAUUGGCAUUGAGGUGAAUGCUUGGAAGUUUGAGAUUGAUCCCUUUUCUCUUUUUUUAUUGUUGUUUUUUGUUUUGUGAGUUGAGAAUAAGUAGGACUUGAGACUUAAUGCCUCAUCAGAAGCGGAUGAAAAGAUUUGUUCAUA